AUGACCGAGUUCUGGUUGAUCUCAGCCCCGGGGGAAAAAACCUGCCAGCAGACCUGGGAGAAACUGAUGGCAGCUACAACCAAGAACAAUAAUUUGUCGACCAACUCCAAAUUUAACAUUCCUGACCUCAAGGUUGGCACCCUUGAUGUUCUAGUAGGAUUAUCAGAUGAACUGGCUAAACUCGACACAUUUGUGGAAGGGACAGUGAAGAAGGUGGCACAGUACAUGGCUGAUGUGUUGGAGGACAGCAGAGACAAGGUGCAAGAAAACCUGCUGGCCAGUGGAGUGGACUUAGUCACGUACGUCACACGGUUCCAAUGGGACAUGGCAAAGUACCCAAUUAAGCAAUCAUUGAAGAACAUUGCUGAAAUAAUCGCUAAAGGUGUUACACAGAUUGACAAUGAUCUGAAAGCUCGAGCUGCUGCUUAUAACAAUCUGAAAGGCAAUCUCCAAAAUCUGGAACGAAAAAACGCUGGAAGUUUAAUCACCAGAAGCCUGGCUGAGAUUGUGAAGAAGGAUGACUUUGUGCUGGAUUCCGAAUACCUGAUCACACUUCUGGUGGUCGUACCUAAGAUUAAUUACAAUGACUGGGUUAAGCAGUAUGAAACUCUAGCUGAGAUGGUCGUCCCUCGUUCCAGCAGCGUGUUAUCAGAAGACCAGGACAGCUACCUGUGUAAUGUCACUCUGUUCAGGAAAGCAGUAGACGACUUCCGACACAAAGCCAGGGAGAAUAAGUUUGUCGUCCGUGAUUUCCAAUACAAUGAAGAAGAGAUGAAGGCGGACAAGGAGGAAAUGAAUAGACUAUCCACUGAUAAGAAGAAGCAGUUUGGUCCUCUGGUACGGUGGCUCAAAGUCAAUUUUAGUGAAGCUUUCAUUGCAUGGAUUCAUGUGAAGGCUCUCCGGGUCUUUGUGGAGUCUGUGUUAAGAUAUGGAUUACCUGUCAACUUCCAAGCCAUGCUCCUGCAGCCCAACAAGAAGACUAUGAAGAAGCUGAGGGAAGUCUUGUAUGAUUUGUACAAGCACCUGGACAGCAGUGCGGCAUCCAUCAUUGACGCUCCCAUGGACAUCCCUGGAUUAAACCUGAGCCAGCAGGAAUACUACCCCUAUGUCUACUACAAGAUUGAUUGCAAUUUGCUGGAAUUUAAGUAG
This is a messenger RNA of Staurois parvus, 1149 nucleotides long. The record is from the annotation of a GenBank genome assembly. NCBI's taxonomy places the organism in Eukaryota, Metazoa, Chordata, Amphibia, Anura, Ranidae.